This is a messenger RNA of Pseudocercospora fijiensis CIRAD86, 975 nucleotides long. RefSeq lists its product as uncharacterized. The record is from RefSeq and is a predicted model, not a curated record. NCBI's taxonomy places the organism in Eukaryota, Fungi, Ascomycota, Dothideomycetes, Mycosphaerellales, Mycosphaerellaceae. The coding region runs from base 1 to 975 and encodes 324 amino acids. The transcript is spliced from 13 exons.
AUGAAAAUGUUUCUGCAAAUUGCCAACGUUGAAGCUGACAUAACAGCUUCGACGCCACAACAUGGUCUCAAAGGAUCGCAAUCAGCGGACUGCUGCUCGAAUGAGCUACAUGUACUCUGCACUUUGGCAUCAGUAAUUACCGAGAGUGAACGGCCAUCAAACCCAUGGCCGGUCCGCCGACAUAUCCAAUGCAGUGUCGUUGGGUCUCUAUGCAUAAUAUGCAUAAGAAUUCCAACCCGGUUGAUAAUCGACCUGGUUGCUUUUAGAGAACGUUCCGAAAGCAUGGAAGGUGUGGCUUGCAUAUGCAUGCAUGUGCAUUGCGUUAUGCUAGUCAAUGAGUCCAUCAGCCUCAGACCUUCGCAUGAGCCUGCCAGUAUAAUACCUAAAGCGCUAGCAGUCAGCCACCCUGGGUCAACCCGAAAUAGAACAUCGCUGACCAAGACACGGAGCGGUGGUUUCCACUGCCUCCGCUGCGGCAGGAACUUGCCGGCGAGAUACUUUUUCGCGCAGAUGAUGAACGUGCUUGACCGAGAUGCGGAAGAUGUUGCUGGACUUCAUGAGCUUUUGAUGAUAGAUGCCGCAACUAGAGAUGUCCAGGAUGUGCUAAUCCGAAAUGGAUGGUAUUUGGGUACUUUUCCGGUCGACUCUCUCGAAAAGCGUUGCACCGGUGCCACUGCCGCAACUGCUAUUCUUGUCGCCAGGGCUCGGGUAUUGACAACCAGGUCGAAUAUCAACCAGGUGUAUGUAUCGGUGCCCAACAGUAUUGCAUUAGCAGAUGCAGGUGCAGAUUCGGGCGGACAUGCAUGUGUCAUCAGCAGGACGCAUGCUCAGCCGGUGUCAUUUCGAGACUUCGCCUCCGCCUUGCUCGAGGUCGGCUCGGAAGUAUUUAGCUAUCCUCAAGCGAAGAGAUGUACCCAGGAAGGGGCCGUUAUAAACAUUCUCGUAUCGCAUCUCUCUGCCUAUUUACACCCAUAG